AAUUCAACUCCAAUUUCCCUCCAACUCCAACUCCCAAGUGAUACAUUUCGCAUAUCUGAAGCUCAAACAAUGCAAUUUUGUAUAUAAACUUAGAAUGAAAAGUGACAUUUGUUUAGUUAUUUAGAGGAUGAUAGAAAAUGGUGUGAUGAUUGUUCGUAGAUGUUCAAUUGCAAUAUGUAUGCUUUGCUUUCCAAGCGGUGCAUCGUUGUGCAUUUAGUCCUAUGAACAGCUCGCUGGCGUCCAGUAAUAGUAAAGUACACAAAUAAAACACAAUAAAUACAAAAAAGUAUUCCCAUGUCGAAAAUCACUGCAAAAUGUUCGUGGAAAACUUAGUAACAGGAUUCUACCAAUCGUUGAGAGACGACAGAUGUUUGUUACUGGUCAACUUUGAUGUUGAUGCAAUUUGUGCCUGUAGAAUCUUGCAACAACUUUUUAAAAAUGAUACCAUGAUAUAUACUCUAGUGCCCGUCCAAGGGAUUCAGGACAUGAUUCAUGCCUUUGAGGAAAAUUGUGAGGAGAUAAAAAAUGUUAUUUUUAUAAAUUGUGGUGGCACAUUAGAUUUAGUGGAGUUGCUACAACCAGCAGAAUCUGUGAUAUUUUAUAUUCUUGAUAGCCAUAGGCCCUAUGAUUUAUGUAAUGUAUAUUCAGAAGAUCAAGUUCGUAUACUUGGUAUACCUGGUGAGGAUGAUGAUGAAAUUCCAAAAUAUAAUGAUAUCUUCAGGGAUGAUUCUUCUGAUGAAGAUGAGGAUGAAGAUUUAGAGAGUGAAGACUCUAGAUCAAAAAGACGAAGAUUGAAUGAAGAAGAUAUCAUGAAAAGAGCAGAACGAAGAAAAUGGGCUGAAAAUAGAACAACUGUCCUGUUCAAUUACACACAGUACAGUUACUAUGGCAGAUCGAGUGCAAUGACUGUCUUCGAAAUGGCAUGGAAUAUGUCAAAAGACAAUUUGGAUAUGAUUUGGUGGGCUAUAGUUGGCUGUACAGAACAGGCCAUUCUUGGCAAGAUAGAAACGAGAUUGAGCGUUAUUGAAGAAGGACGAAUUCAUUCUCAUGUAUCUAGAUUAACGCAUAAACAAGGAGGUGACAUUGAGAAUCAGAAACAACAAAGUAUAGUCCGGAUUAUUUAUGAUAAAGAUCUCACGCUAGCGUUGUAUCGGCACUGGACCGUGGAAGCUAGUAUGAGGCAUUCAGUACCAACUGCAGUAUCACUGAGAUUGUGGUCAGUUAAAGGAGAGCAAAGAUUAAAGCAGCUUCUAGCAGACAUGGGUUUGCCUUUAGCGCAGUCGAAGCAACGAUUUUCUGCAAUGGACCUGGCGCUUAGACAAGAGUUCAGAGAAACGAUUGCAAAGUUCGCAGGAAAAUACAAAGUAGACACGAUCAUCGGCACAAGUUUUACUCUUCAGUAUGGUUACAGAUUCAAGUACUGUGCCUCGGACAUAGUUUAUGCAAUGCUUGCAUUAAUAGAAUCUUCUUCAAAAGAUAAGUUACCACAACGCUGCUUUUUGGAUGCUUUAGACUGCUUAUCGCGCACGAAAAAAGAGAUUUUACAAACUGGUAUAGAAAAAGCGAAACUUAUGCUUAGCAGUAUCUUUAAAACUGCCCAGAGCAUUUUGCAAAUGAAACAAAUUAGAAGCGCUGGCUCGUUUCUUUAUGUAAUUAUACCCGAAGGAAGCGUUGAUAAUCAAGUGUUCGCGCAUCCGCAUUCAUUGUUGAUGUUAGCUCAGUUCAUUUUAAAAGCUUAUGUCGACUCCACGAAAAUUAGAAGAGCACCGGAAUGGCCGCUUGUUGUCUCUUCAGUAUGUAAUGCAGAAACUGGUACAUGUCUGAUGGUUGGUAUACCACCGGUAUGCGAAGAUCAACCAAGGAGUCUAUUCGGAAGAGCCUUCGAGCAAGCAGCUAAAAAUACAAAUUGUUAUAUAGAAGCAGACUACUUUGAUACUACAAUACUAAGACUGAAAAUGGAAGAAAGACCAAAAUUUAUGGACGCUUUGGCAGCUCUCCUAGCGUAAAAUUUUUUAUGAUUUAAUUGACGUAUGAAAAUAAGAAUUCUUCGGUUAUUAUUUAUUUUGUAGAUAAAACUAGUAUAGAUAGCGGCAGUUAUGACUUUUUAAAAAAUACGGCGACGGGAUUGCUUCAAUGUGCUUUAUUUUUCGUGACAUGCCGGAACUCAUUCAUAAAACUCGACUUAGUAAUAUUCAUUUUAACUCUAAUGACACGUAGCUUUAAUCAUACUGUAGAUAUGUGUAUAAAGUACAGUUUAUUGCAACGUAUAUCGUAGAACAUUUUUGUUUUCAUACGGAACGCCUAAUUGAAAAUACCGAUUGCGUUAAAAAAAGAAAGAAGAGGAAUAGCACACAUCAAGAGAAUGCGAGACAGAAUUAAACUAUACUCGAUAAACGAAAAACUGUACCUAUGAAAACGUAAACCACGCGAGUGAAUCGAUUAUCGGUAUAAUAUGCGUGUAAUGUAAAGAAAUGUGACCAUAUAGAUAUACUUUUUAUAUAAAAAUAACUGAACGUAGAAAAUAAAACGAAAGAAAGAUCACGAAUAAAGCUGUUCGAUUUUUCGUA
Megalopta genalis is the source of this 2567-nucleotide messenger RNA. It is a transcript of the gene Cdc45, whose product is annotated as cell division cycle protein 45. Gene Ontology annotation, biological process: double-strand break repair via break-induced replication; mitotic DNA replication preinitiation complex assembly; DNA replication initiation. Gene Ontology annotation, cellular component: DNA replication preinitiation complex. NCBI's taxonomy places the organism in Eukaryota, Metazoa, Arthropoda, Insecta, Hymenoptera, Halictidae. The record is from RefSeq and is a predicted model, not a curated record. Gene Ontology annotation, molecular function: chromatin binding; single-stranded DNA binding; DNA replication origin binding.